ACCAAAAUGUCUGUUGUCCGUUGAUGCUGGUGAGCGUUUUGGGGGGUGAUUUUAAGUUUUUACCAAUUUUUGAACAUACUCUCAUUUUAUUAUUAUAAAUAAUGUGGUUUUAAAAGGCUUACUGACUACGAUUACCGCAACUUUUUACGGAAUUGCUACACAAUCCCGCGACAUCAAAGUAUAAGUUUUGCCGUUGCAACAACCAAACAAAGCGGGAUAAUGGCAUCAUUUAGAAUUCACGAGGAUCAAGAAAAUGCUGCUUUAGGCCUAAGGAAGGAUGCGGAUGUCUUUUCUGCUGCUUCACAACGACGCGCCCUCGGAGAUCUAAGCCAGUUCGCUUGCAACCAAAACCGAAAUGCAAAACUUGCUAGCGUGACGAGUGGACCUUGUAAAGUUCAGGAAGAAAAUAGAACAGUUCGUCAAAUCAAAAAUGAGAAGAAUAUUGUCCCCCCCGUGGCGCAAUUUCGCGCUUUCAGCGUCUACGAGGACAAACCAACAGAGAUAGAAGUGAAGAAGCGGGAACCGACAUUUAAACCUUUCGUUGCUAAAGAAAUCCGCAAAGAUAACUUCUUUAAGAAUACAGCAGAGCAAGUGAGAGCCCUAUGUGCCCAAGUUGAAAAGCAAGACAGAGUCAAAGAAGCUCCAUUAAGGGCACCAUUGGAAGAAAAGAAAGAUGAUGUUGAAUCACCCAUGUCAGUUGUGGACACAAGCAUACUGUCAAUGUCCAUUUCUAAAAAUGAGAGUCAGAUUCUCGAAGAAACUCUGGACGAAGAGGACACUGUCAAAGCUCAGACUGAUCGUGAAAUGUUCUUCCAUGUGGCGGAGUACCGACAGGAUAUUUAUGAUUACAUGAGACAAAUUGAGGUGAAAAACAGGGCUAAUCCACGUUACAUGCGGAAACAGCCGGAUAUAACACAUGCAAUGAGGUCUAUACUUAUCGACUGGCUUGUGGAAGUUUGUGAUGAAUAUAAUCAGCAGAGUGAAACUCUGCAUCUUGCUGUAUCUUAUGUUGAUCGUUUUCUCUCCUACAUGAGCGUUAUAAGGACCAAACUGCAGCUUGUUGGCACAGCAGCCACUUAUAUCGCUUCUAAAUAUGAGGAAGUGUACCCACCAGAGGUAUCUGAGUUUGUCUACAUCACUGACGAUACAUAUACCAAACGUGAGGUUCUGCGCAUGGAGCAUUUGAUCCUGAAGGUUCUUUCAUUUGACCUGUCAACGCCUACAUCUCUGGCAUUCCUCUCACACUACUGCAUCUCUAAUGGUCUCCCAAAGAAAAUGUUCCACUUGGCCGCUUACAUAGCAGAGUUGACGUUGCUGGAGGCAGACCCCUACCUGCAGUACAAGCCUUCAAUGAUAGCGGCAGCCGCCCUCGCCACCGCUCGUCACUGCCUCACCUGCGACCGCGACCACGACAAACACGACUCGACCCUCGAUCAGCACUGUGCGGACGCAGCUUGGCCGGAAUCGCUAGUGAAGAGCUCAGGUUACAGUGUGACAGAUCUAGAGUCUUGUCUCCGGGAGUUGUCGCGUACUCACGCGCACGCCGCUCAGCAGCCCCACAGAGCGAUACCAGACAAAUACAAAAACAACAAAUUUGAUGGCGUAUCCUGUAUCGAACCAAAGCCAAUGUACCCAGUCCAAAAGUAUCAGGCGCCUCCGAAGCCCAAUGCGGAACCGGCGCGUGCGAGCUAGUUAUUUGUAGCUAAUCAAGGCUAAUAUGGGUUAGACCUCUGUACCUGCUAUGUAGCGGAUUACAAUUAAUCUGAAAUUGUUUACUUUGAUAAUCUAU
Molecule: messenger RNA, 1789 nt
Organism: Aricia agestis (brown argus)
Lineage: Eukaryota; Metazoa; Arthropoda; Insecta; Lepidoptera; Lycaenidae
Gene: Cyca
Product: cyclin-A2-like
Exons: 8
Coding region: 220-1692 (490 amino acids)
Biological process (GO): regulation of cyclin-dependent protein serine/threonine kinase activity; mitotic cell cycle phase transition
Cellular component (GO): cyclin A2-CDK2 complex; cytoplasm; nucleus
Molecular function (GO): cyclin-dependent protein serine/threonine kinase regulator activity
Source: RefSeq, a predicted model, not a curated record